Molecule: messenger RNA, 1829 nt
Organism: Pleuronectes platessa (European plaice)
Lineage: Eukaryota; Metazoa; Chordata; Actinopteri; Pleuronectiformes; Pleuronectidae
Gene: slc6a5
Product: solute carrier family 6 member 5
Biological process (GO): glycine import across plasma membrane; synaptic transmission, glycinergic; sodium ion transmembrane transport
Cellular component (GO): membrane
Molecular function (GO): glycine:sodium symporter activity
Source: RefSeq, a predicted model, not a curated record
UAUAGAGCAGCCAGAGUCGGGACAUGCUGCAGAAAAACGUUGCAGAAUUGAGCAUUUUGAUUCCCGCAGCGGAGAUGAGCGGCAGCAGCCUCCUGGCUCCACGGGUUCUGUUGUUCUGUCUGUGCUGAUCUGUCUCCUCCAUGUUCCAGGAUUUGUCAGACCAGAGAGACAUGGCCAAACAACCGGCCAGCGGCUACAUCCCGGCGCAGCAGCCCGACGGAGCUGCGGGACUUACAACAAACAAACCGGACAACACUGCUGCGUGCGCGCCGCCGACCCCGCACCACCACCCGGCGCCUCAGCCUCCGAACAACGAGAGCAAAACUUUUUGUCCCACGGAAAAUAAACCGGGAGACGCGGACAGCAAUAAAGCGUAUGGGACGUUUAAAAACACCCCGCCGGCCGUGCCCGGACCCGACAACUCGGCCUUCAGGGAGGAUUCCGCCGGUUCGGCCCGCGGGGGGUCCGCCCAGUGCGGCGACCCGCUGCGGGCCACCGCGGAGCAGAACAACACCGCGGGCACCUGGACGGCCAUGAGCCAGACCACCAUCAUCCUGGGGACAGAUGGGAACACGUCUGUUCAGCCCGGCGCCGUGGCGGGGGCUGUCGAUGGCGACGAGGAUGACGAUGAUGGUGGAGAUGAGAAUAAGGCCAGAGGAAACUGGACCAAUAAAAUGGAUUUUAUUCUGUCCAUGGUUGGGUAUGCGGUGGGACUGGGGAACGUGUGGAGGUUCCCUUACCUCGCCUUUCAAAACGGUGGAGGAGCUUUCCUCAUCCCCUACCUGACCAUGUUGCUCAUCGCCGGGAUCCCAAUCUUUUUACUGGAGGUGUCCCUGGGCCAGUUUGCCAGCCAGGGCCCCGUGUCCGUGUGGAAGUGCGUUCCGGCCCUACAAGGUUGCGGGAUUGCCAUGUUGAUAAUAUCUGUCUUGAUAGCCAUAUACUAUAAUAUUAUAAUGUGCUGGACACUGUACUACCUGUUCGCUUCGUUGAAGGGCUCACUGCCAUGGGCUCACUGUAGGAAUGAGUGGAACACGGUGGAUUGUAAGGACAAAGACAUGCUGCUGUUAGACUCGUGCAUCCUGCGGGACAGAAACAUGUCGUCCAUCAGGAACUCCUCCUUCUGUCUGUCCGCUAACACUGUGGGAAACCUGACCAAGCUGUUGAACAUGACAGUGGACGCUAACAAGACCGACGUCAGCCCCAGUGAGGAGUACUUCAAGUACAAUGUGUUGCACAUCUCUAAAGGGAUUGAAUUCCCAGGAGACAUCCGCUGGCCUCUGGCAGGAUGUCUCUGCCUGGCCUGGCUCAUCGUCUACGCCUCUUUAGCCAAAGGAAUCAAGUCAUCAGGGAAGGUGGUUUAUUUCACCGCCACGUUUCCCUAUGUGGUUCUGGUCAUCCUGCUCAUCAGAGGAGUGACUCUCCCCGGAGCAGGGGACGGUAUCCUCUACUUCAUCACCCCCAAGUGGGAGAAGCUGAUGGACGCCAAGGUGUGGAAAGACGCUGCCACUCAGAUCUUCUUCUCCCUGUCGGCCGCCUGGGGAGGCCUCAUCACUCUCUCCUCCUACAACAAGUUCCACAACAACUGCUACAGGGACACCAUCAUUGUGACGUGCACGAACAGUGCCACCAGUAUAUUUGCCGGGUUUGUCAUCUUCUCAGUCAUUGGUUUCAUGGCUCACGAGUUGAAGGUGCCGAUAGAGAAGGUGGCGGACGAAGGUCCAGGCAUAGCCUUCGUGGUGUAUCCAGAGGCUCUGACCCGACUUCCCCUGUCUCCGUUUUGGGCGAUCAUCUUCUUCCUCAUGCUGCUGACUCUUGGCCUGGAUACAAUG